AUGUUGAAAGAGUAUAAAUUGGUUGUUGUUGGCGGCGGUGGUGUUGGUAAGUCGGCACUCACCAUUCAGCUUAUCCAGUCACACUUUGUUGAUGAAUACGAUCCUACCAUCGAGGACUCAUACAGAAAACAGUGUACUGUUGAUAAUGAGCAGGUGGUUUUAGAUAUUUUGGAUACUGCUGGUCAGGAGGAGUACCUGGCCAUGAGAGAGCAGUACAUGAGAACUGGUGAAGGGUUCUUGUUGGUGUAUGCCAUCAACUCCAGGAAUUCGAUAGAAGAGUUGCAAACGUUCUACGAGCAGAUCCAGCGUGUUAAGGAUUCAGAUAACGUGCCGGUGUUGGUGGUGGGUAACAAGUCUGACUUGGAGAUUGAGAGACAGGUGAGUUAUGAGGAAGGUGCUGAGUUCGCCAGAGCCUUGAACUGCCCGUUUUUGGAAACUUCAGCUAAGCAGAGAAUCAACGUUGAAGAAGCUUUCUACGGGUUGGUGCGUUCCAUCAACGAAAAGACUGCUGCUGCCAACCCACCAUCUGAACCUGUCGCUGCACCAGCAGCUGGAGGAGCCGACGCGUCAGCAGAACAAAACGACAACGCUGUGGAAGCUUCCAAGGCUGCUGAACACAGCAGCAAGCCUGCGCAGGCCAGCAAACCAGCGGCCACCUCUGAGAGGAAGACCGCCCAGAGCCUGUCCAAGGCGCAGCAGCCCAAGGAGAAGAGUGGAUGCUGUGUGAUUGUUUAA
Candidozyma haemuli is the source of this 735-nucleotide messenger RNA. It is a transcript of the gene RAS1, whose product is annotated as Ras family GTPase. The coding region runs from base 1 to 735 and encodes 244 amino acids. NCBI's taxonomy places the organism in Eukaryota, Fungi, Ascomycota, Pichiomycetes, Serinales, Metschnikowiaceae. Gene Ontology annotation, molecular function: GDP binding; GTPase activity; GTP binding. Gene Ontology annotation, biological process: signal transduction. Gene Ontology annotation, cellular component: plasma membrane. The transcript has a single exon. The record is from RefSeq and is a predicted model, not a curated record.